Molecule: messenger RNA, 1883 nt
Organism: Homalodisca vitripennis (glassy-winged sharpshooter)
Lineage: Eukaryota; Metazoa; Arthropoda; Insecta; Hemiptera; Cicadellidae
Gene: UbcE2M
Product: NEDD8-conjugating enzyme Ubc12
Exons: 4
Coding region: 295-843 (182 amino acids)
Source: RefSeq, a predicted model, not a curated record
GGUGAAAUCCAAGUCUGCUUUUCGUCGACCAGUUUUGAUGGGUAGUUGACAGUGGUUAUAAAGUCAAUUACCUAUUAAUUAUUUGUUAUUUAUUGGACUUUAAAAUUAAUCACUUAAUAAUUUAGGAACAUAAAAAGUUAUAAUUUGGCCCAGUAGAUUUACUUAAUGUAUUAGUUGUACAUAAUAUUUCAAAUAUCACAAUCUUUUAAUUGUUGUUUAUUUUUGUUUGUUCAUUUUCUUUAGGUCCUAUUGUGAUCAAUAGUGAGUAAAUUUUGGUAAACUAAUCUUUACAAUAUGAUCAAGCUCUUUUCUUUGAAGCAGCAAAAGAAAGACGGUGAAGCUACCCCUAAAGCUGGGAACCAGAAGAAGGCAUCAGCAGCACAACUGAGAAUUACAAAAGAUAUUAAUGAGUUGAAUCUUCCAAAAACCUGCAAUACAGAAUUUCCAGACUCAGAUGAUCUGCUCAACUUUAAGCUUGUCAUUUCUCCAGAUGAGGGAUUUUACAGAAGUGGAAGGUUUGUGUUCAGUUUCAAGGUGGGGCCUAACUAUCCGCACGAACCUCCCAAAGUAAAGUGUGAAACCCCUGUUUACCACCCCAACAUUGACCUGGACGGAAAUGUUUGCCUCAACAUUCUGAGAGAAGACUGGAAGCCUGUUUUAACCAUAAACUCUAUCGUUUAUGGAUUGCAGUAUUUAUUUCUGGAGCCAAACCCAGAAGACCCACUGAACAAGGAGGCAGCUGAAGUGCUGCAGAAUAACCGACGGCUGUUUGAACAGAACGUGCAGAAGGCAAUGCGAGGAGGAUACGUUGGCUCUGUGUACUUCGAGAGGUGUCUCAAGUGAUGAGGCCUGCACGGCGACUGACUGUGAUGUGAUCUGUACGUGUCCGUACUUAGGCAUACUCAAAUUGUACAUAAUAUGCUUUCGAAAACUGUUCUUUUCUCAGGUCACAAUUUCUCUCUUUCUCUUUGUGCUUAUCAAGGAAAUGUAAUGUAUAUUGCCCACGAUUAUUAACACAAAUACUACAGUGUAAAUGAUAAAAUUAGGCCAAUUCAUUGUAUUAUAUUUGUAAUCCAUAUUUUAUUGUUAUUUAAUUCUAUAAUGUGCUAUCGUUUAUAAUUUUACACAAUUAAUUUUUUUUAUGUUAUGUUAGUAUUUUAUCUUGGAUAAGGCCAAUGUAUUAUUUUAGUUGAAAUUAAAAUUGAAGGUUGAAUUGGAUUUUUGAAGUUUUUGUAUAUAAUUAUUGACUCAGUCAUUCACUCAGUCUUAUUGUUUAUUAAAUAAAAUGUAUCAAGCUAAGGACAGUGUAUGCAAAAGCCGUAAGUACCUCAAAUUACUUUUAUUUGGUUUUUAUUUCAAGAAUUAUUUGCUUCAAAUUAUAAGACUUGGCUGGCUGUCCACUAGGCUUUGUUGUAUGAUGAUGUGAUAUUAAUAUUUUAUUCUUUUAUUUUGUGUAUUUAAGACAAGUGAAAUACCAGUGUAAAUCUCAACCUUCAUAGUAUAUGUUUUUAAUUCAGCUGAGUUACUUACAUACAUAAAUGUGCGAUCUCGACAACUAAAACCAAUCCUUUUGCAUUUCAAAAAACUAUUAAGAAAAUGUAUCUAGGUUAUAAUUGUAAUAAGAUGUGAAUUAAUACCAAAAAUAUUGAGUUUUAAUUUCCCUCUUACUAAAGCAAUGAAUUGAAGAAUAUGUCAUUUGGAACAGAAGCUUAUAAAUGCAUGUGAAUGUGCCUAUUUAAAGGCACUAAAUGUUAGAAACAGCAAUUACUGGGUCUAUGAGAGACCUGAAAAGGACAUAAUUAAAUUAUUUAUGAUUGUAAUUUAUUAUUUUUUAUUGUACAGGACUCUCAGAUAAAGACAAAAAUAAAUUAAUUUUAACAUGC